CUCAGGGUCGCUAAAAGCUUGUGCGAAAAACCCCUGUAGCCGCAACUGUUCCAGCAGCUGCGCCCCAGCCGUCUGGGUCCAAUCGGCAGCCCGUCGCUGGCACGGAGUACAUAAAGUUCAAAGGUUCCUUACUACGGAGUACAUUACGCCAAGUCGCGAAUACAACACACACAGUCCUCGUCGUCUCCUUUCCCGCCGAGCCCUGCGUCUCACCUGCAGGGCCACUCGUACCAUCUACCUCGUGCCGCCCGUACCGACUCGCUCGUUCCUCUCCAUUCCUUCGGCCGCUAUACCGCAACGGGUACUAAAUCAACCUGGCCAAAAGAGUCUCGUCGCCCUCGUCCCUUGGACAACGUCGACAUUCCACCUUUUGUCCUCCUUGCCAUCGACAACCGCAAUCAGCAGAUCGCCCGAAAUCUCGACUGAGGCCACAUCGCGAAAGCUCUCGCCUUCUGAUCGCCGUCUCUGAACCGCCGCCUGACUUACAAGGCCAUUGCGCGCAUCACGAACCACCCGCCGCUAUAUACACCGUUUUCUUGGCUGCUGGUCAGCUUCGUCGAUAAUCCGCCAAAAUGACGCUCAAGGAAGAAUUCCAGACCCGGAAUUUCAG
This is a messenger RNA of Trichoderma harzianum CBS 226.95, 610 nucleotides long. RefSeq lists its product as hypothetical. Lineage: Eukaryota; Fungi; Ascomycota; Sordariomycetes; Hypocreales; Hypocreaceae. The annotation marks the transcript as partial. The record is from RefSeq and is a predicted model, not a curated record. The transcript has a single exon.